Messenger RNA from Phlebotomus argentipes, 3340 nucleotides. RefSeq names its product probable 2-oxoglutarate dehydrogenase E1 component DHKTD1 homolog, mitochondrial. Gene Ontology annotation, biological process: tricarboxylic acid cycle. Gene Ontology annotation, molecular function: thiamine pyrophosphate binding; oxoglutarate dehydrogenase (succinyl-transferring) activity. The record is from RefSeq and is a predicted model, not a curated record. The transcript is spliced from 11 exons. Bases 472 to 3234 code for a protein of 920 amino acids. NCBI's taxonomy places the organism in Eukaryota, Metazoa, Arthropoda, Insecta, Diptera, Psychodidae.
CCGAAUUUGCCAGCAAUUUUGGGCUCUGUUAGCGAAUUCCUCAGAUCCGCAGUAAUUAAUUCCAACUUGCCCGAUGAGACUUCCGCGUACAGAGACUAUUAUGGUUCAAUUAGAGAUCAAGUAUCAUUUUCAGUGAUUUAUCUCACGCUUUUUGCCUCACUCCAAUUUCCCAUUUGGAUCUUCGGCCCACGCUGAAAAAUACUUGCGACAGACUCAGUGGGAAGAUUUUUGAACAAAUUGCCUCAAUGAGACUGUCGACAAGAAAUUAUCGUUCAAUCUUCCACAACUGUGUUCUGCCGCAGUUGUGUGCGUUUAGUUUAGUCAGCUGUUUUGUGUGCGUUCAGCUCUAAACAUAUUUUCAACCCAUUUUUGCCACUAAAGCACUAUCAGCGGCUCCCCGGGCGAGAUAAGGGAGCCAGUCGGUGGUUGGCAGUCCGCUUGGCAGGGAGCUUUUCCAGAUCAACGCAGAGGAUGCAGAGAGGAAUUACGGUGGCGUGGAAGGGGCGACCCCAGGGCGGAAUCUCCCGCCUCUGUCGCAGAUGGUAUCAGAGCGAGGGGGGCGUGCACGGCUACAGGAGAAAGGAGAGGAAAUCCUUCUCGGUUCCCGAUGAGGUGCUCCACGCGAGGAACCGCCACAGCAAUGUUUACCGAUGGGUUGAGGCGUAUCGCAGUCACGGUCACAAUGUGGCCCAAGUUAAUCCUGUGGAUUUCUCCAAUCGACUUCAAACAAUUCCAGAAUUAGAAUUCAGCCGAUAUGGUCUGAGUGAGGCGCAAAAGGUUGAAACUCAGGGCAUCAUCAGCGGUCUCAAUGGAUCAGCGACUGUGAAAGAGCUGGAAAAUGCACUGAAGAAGAUUUACUGCGGCACAGUCAGUGCGGAAAUAAAUCACAUUGGGUGCGAGCAGAAGAAAGAAUGGCUUAAGGAGAAUUUUGAGCGGAUUCGCUGCAAAAGUCUGCCCAAUAGUGAAAAGAGGGAAAUCGCUGAACUCAUGAUUAAGUCUCAAGCCUGGGAUAAUUUCCUCGCCACCAAGUUUCCCACGGUGAAGAGAUACGGAGGAGAGGGAGCAGAAACAAUGAUGGCCUUCUUCCGGCAGAUACUCAAGUUAUCCGCUCAAGAGGAUAUUAAGACAAUUGUACUCGGGAUGCCACAUCGAGGAAGACUGAAUCUCCUCACUACUAUGCUCAAGACGCGGCCAGCCAAGGUAUUCCGGAAGUUCAAGGGGCAGCCAGAGUUUCCUGCGGAAGCCAAAGCAAUGUGUGAUAUCGCUAGUCACUUCCAUGUUACUGAGGACCUCAGUGUGGACGGGAAGACGAUCCACUUCUGCAUGCUGCACAAUCCCUCUCACUUGGAAGCUGUGAAUCCCGUGUCGAUGGGAAAAACCAGAUCCCAGCAACAGUCACUCAAGGAUGGAGCCUUUGGAGAGGAUGAGGCCAAGGAUUUCUCCUCAGCUGCACUCAACAUUCAGCUGCACGGCGAUGCAGCUUUUCCCGGUCAGGGUGUCAAUCAGGAGUGCCUCUUCAUGACAGGAACUCCGCACUUUGAUAUCGGCGGAACCAUUCACAUGGUCGUGAACAACCAGGUGGGAUUUACAACACCUGGCGACCGAGGGCGAUCAAGUAACUACUGCACAGACCUGGCCAAGUCCAUCGACGCCCCGGUUUUUCACGUGAAUGUGGACGAUCCCGAAGCCCUUGCCUUGAUCACUGAAUUGGCCUUCGAGUACCAGCGUGAAUUCCGAUCUGAUGUGUUCAUCGAUCUCAACUGCUUCCGACGAUGGGGUCACAACGAAGUGGACGAUCCCACCUUCACCAAUCCAGCAUUGUACCAAAUCAUCCACAACAGAAAGUCUGUUCCAGAUAAGUACACAGAUUUCCUGGUCUCGGAGAAUGAAAUGACUCAGGAGGAGGUGAACAAGAUUGCAAAGGACCACACAAAUUUCCUCGCUAGUGAACUCAGCAAUCUAGAUUCUUAUGAGCCUGAGAAGUGGUACUUCAGGAAGCAAUGGUCAGGAAUGAAACAAGCUGGCAGUGAAGUCACCGUUUGGGACACUGGACUGGAUUACUCUCUUCUUGGAUUCAUCGGUGUGAAAAGCGUGACAUAUCCUGAGAAUUUCGCAAUUCAUCAACACCUGGAGAAAACUCAUGUGGCAGGCAGGAUUAAGAAGAUCAAAGAGGGUCGCAUCGACUGGGCAACCGCUGAGGCGAUGGCACUGGGAAGCCUCAUGUACCAGGGUCACAAUAUCCGUCUCAGUGGCGAAGAUGUUGGCCGAGGAACCUUCUCUCAUCGCCAUGCAAUGCUCGUAGAUCAGAAAACGAACGAGAUUCACAUUCCUCUGAACUCCAUGGAAGGUGGAUUGGGCGGGAAGCUUGAGAUAGCCAACAGUAUCCUGUCGGAAGAAGCUGUUCUCGGAUUUGAAUACGGAAUGGCCAUCGAUAAUCCCUACAACCUGAUCAUCUGGGAAGCUCAGUUCGGAGACUUCUUCAACGGUGCUCAAAUACUCUUCGACACCUUCAUCUGCAGUGGAGAAACCAAAUGGAUGAUCUCCAAUGGCCUGGUUGUUCUCUUGCCGCAUGGCUUUGAUGGGGCAGCUUCUGAGCACAGCUCUUGCCGGCUGGAGAGAUUCCUGCAGAUGACUGACUCGAGUGAGUCGCAGCCUGAUGGCGAUGAUGUCAACUUCCAGAUCAUCAAUCCCACAACUCCCGCCCAGUAUUUCCAUGCGCUGCGGCGCCAGAUUGUGCGGGACUUCCGGAAACCCCUGAUAAUGGUAGCACCAAAAGUUCUCCUGCGUCUCUCAGACGCCACUUCAGCUCCUGAAGACUUCAAGCCAGGCACACACUUCUUGCCUGUGAUUGGAGACUCAACUGUAAACCCCUCAGACGUGAAGAAAGUCAUCCUUUGCACGGGAAAACACUAUUACAACCUCAAGGCAGAGCGCAAAAACCGAGGUUUGGGAGAUGUGGCCAUAGUUAGAGUGGAAUCUCUCUGCCCUUUCCCAGUGCAUGAACUCAACAACGAACUGGACAAGUACAAGAGUGCUAAAACUUUCAUCUGGUCCCAGGAGGAGCACAGGAACAUGGGAGCGUGGACUUUCGUGAAGCCACGCUUUGAGAACUUGUUGGCGAGAAGGAUAAAGUAUUCUGGCAGAUAUGUUGGAGGAACAGUUGCAGUGGGUGUCAGUUCCUGGCAUCAACAGGAAACUCAAUUUAUCCUUACUGAUCCUUUUGACAUGAAAUGAUGUAGCAUUUUGCAAAGAAAAAUUAUUUUGAGGGUAUUCGGUUAUUUUACGUUGAAAUUACCGCCAAGAUUUGACUACUCUACCAGCAGCGCUAAAAUUUCAUCUG